This is a messenger RNA of Closterium sp. Yama58-4, 1272 nucleotides long. The record is from the annotation of a GenBank genome assembly. Lineage: Eukaryota; Viridiplantae; Streptophyta; Zygnematophyceae; Desmidiales; Closteriaceae.
AUGAAAGAGGAGAUGGCAAGCGGCGUCGGCGAGCGCGUGGCGGCGUUGGAGGCGAAGCUGAAAGAACAGGGCGACGCCAUGGCUGCCAUGCAGCGCGACAUGGCCGACAUGCGCCGCGCCAUGGCGGCGGAGGUGGAGUCCACAAAGGGGCGCAUCAACGACCUGGAGGCGGAACUCGCGGCGCUCAAGGACGGCCGCGCGGAGAAAAGCCGCGCCGAGCGCGAGGAGAGCAGCGCGGGGAAGCGGCGAAAGAGGGAGGAGUCGCCCAGGCCGGGGAAGGAGGGGGAGAUGGAAAUCGCCGGGGACGGGGGGGAAGUCGCCGGGGAAGGGGGCAUGGCUGGUGCCGCUGGGGGCACCGAGCCUAAGCUUACUGGCGGAGGUAAUGCGGCCGAAGGAAAGGGGGAUGAGGUGGAAAUCGAGGACACGGCGGAAAGCGAGAGCGAGGAGGAGUGGGGGGCGAAUGGCGAGGAGGAUUUUGACGCGGAGAAUGAGCUGCAGGAGCUGUGCGACCGCGUGGUGGCGCUGGAGAAGCGAAUGGCGGUGGAGAAACUGAGGAAAGAGGCACUGCUGACGGUGUGGAUCAAAGUGUCUCCGGGCGAGUCUCGCAUGGAUAUCAUUGAUGACUACCUCACCGACGCUGCUCUCUCUCAACUCGCCUCCUUUCGCUCUCUCACGUCAAUCAACCUUUCUGAAUCCUCCGGCUUCACUGCAGAGGGGGUGACGCAGCUCUACUCCCUCACAAGUCUCACAUUUUUUAAUCUGGAGGUCACAAAUGCAACGGAUGCUUCUCUUGAAGGUAUUAGCAGCCUGAAGCAUCUUAACUCACUUUAUCUUGGUAAGACCAAGAUAACCGAUGCAGGAGUAGCGAAGCUGCGAUGGUUGACUGCACUUGUGACAUUGGCCUUAGAUGGCUGUGAGUCAAUCACCUCUGCAAGCAUGGUGCACGUGGGGAAGCUGACGUCACUGGAGACUCUCUGGCUGGUUGAUAGUGGAGUGAGGGAGGACGGGCUGAAGCAGCUGACGACUCUCACCUCCCUGAAACUCUUCAGCCUGCCUCCAGGAGUAACCGAUUCCAACAUGAAGCAUCUGAGGAACCUGACACGCCUGGAGAAGCUGGGGCUGUGGGAUGCCAAAAUCACUGCUAAGGGUGUCAACUGGCUGAAGGGGCUUAAUAGCCUCAAGGUGAUUGGGACGGAUGCUGAAGAAGUAGAAUGGCUGAUUAGGGACGGCCUUCCUGGAAUGAUUGUCACAGAUAGUGCAAUCCUGGAAUGA